Molecule: messenger RNA, 2391 nt
Organism: Ceratosolen solmsi marchali
Lineage: Eukaryota; Metazoa; Arthropoda; Insecta; Hymenoptera; Agaonidae
Gene: Appl
Product: amyloid-beta-like protein
Exons: 15
Coding region: 42-2303 (753 amino acids)
Biological process (GO): axonogenesis; central nervous system development
Cellular component (GO): neuron projection; neuronal cell body; membrane
Molecular function (GO): heparin binding; transition metal ion binding
Source: RefSeq, a predicted model, not a curated record
GAGAGAGAAGUGGAAAGCUCUCAAGGACGAGUUGUCGAAGGAUGUGGCGGGCACUCAAGCUGUUGCUCGCCGUUCUCGGCGUAAUGAUCCACGAAGCUCAGGCGGUGUCCGAGAGAUUAGAGCUGGCCCCUGCAGGUGGCAGAUCUGAGCCACAGGUGGCAACUCUGUGUGAAGUUGGUGAAAUAUAUUUGGCUCAGCAUAUGGGCUGCGAAGGACGAUGGAUAUCCUCUACUAAUACGAAAAGCUGUAUGACCAAUAAGUUAGAAAUUUUAGAAUAUUGUAAAAAGGCAUAUCCAAAGCGAGACAUCACUAAUAUUGUCGAGUCAUCACAUUAUGUUCGAGUUAGUGGCUGGUGCAAACCUGGCAAGAACAAGUGUAAACUCUCCCGAUGGGUGAAGCCGUAUAGAUGCCUAGAAGGUCCAUUCCAGAGUGAUGCAUUAUUAGUUCCUGAAGGCUGCUUAUUUGAUCAUCUUCACAAUCAAACUAAAUGUUGGGAAUCCUACAGAUGGAAUUCAACAGCAGCCGAUACAUGUCGUCAGCGAAAUAUGAAUUUACGUAGUUUUGCGAUGCUGCUUCCCUGUGGUAUUUCCCUCUUCGCGGGCGUUGAAUUCGUCUGCUGUCCGAAGCAUUUGAAAGAAAACGUAAAGUUGAAGAAGCACUUCGAAAUGCAUGUGCCGAAGUCAAUGGAGGACGACUUCGAGGAAGAAGAUAAUAACAUGAAUGACGAGGGAGAACACGACGACAAUGAUGCACACAACGGCUCAUACUCUUAUGAAAACUUGGAUGAUGUGCUCGGUGAUGAAUCCGAUGACGAUGAAAGCAAUGAAGAAUAUUUUGAAGAUUACGAAGCUACUACACGGUCUUCGUUUUCGAUACCCGUAUCGAUAAGCUCCGUUGCAGUUGAAAGGACAAAAGAAAUAGCAAGCGACGAUAGUCAUGGUAGUGGCGGUGACACUAGUACUAUUACUACUAUUACCAUGGCGGUCAGCACCUCAAGCGGCAAUACUCAGAAACCUGGAUCGGCAACAUUCGCAGCCCUUCUACCACGCGGUUCACCAGAUCCUUACUUGACUCACUUCGAUCCUCAAUCAGAGCACCAAAGCUACAAACAGGCCCAAAUGAGGCUUGAAGAAAUUCACAAGGAGGAAGUAACAAAGGUGAUGAAGGAUUGGAGCGAUCUUGAGGAGCGGUAUCAGGACAUUCGAGCACGCGAUCCCGUCGCCGCAGACUCCUUCAAACGUUGGAUGACAGUGCGCUUCCAGCAGACAGUCGCUGCUCUAGAAGCAAGUGGUGCUGCUGAAAAACAUCAUCUCAGUGCAAUGCAUCAACAAAGGGUGCAGGAAACAGUAAAACAAAGAAAUGGUGAAGCUAUGUCCUGUUAUACAGCCGCUUUAAAUGAAAUCCCUCCAAAUGAGCAUCGCAUCCAAAAGUGUUUGCAGAAACUGCUGCGCGCUUUGCACAAAGACCGGCACCACACAAUCGCCCACUACAAGCACCUACUGGACAGCAGCUUGGAACAGGCGCAAAAAGAGAAGCCAGCGACGCUUGAGCACUUGACUGAUAUCGACAGGAUAACGAAUCAAAGCCGGCUAAUGCUUGAACGUUAUCCGGAGCUGGGCAGCAAGAUCGGUAAGUUAAUGGAUGAUUAUGUACUCGCCUUGCGUAGCAAAGAUGAGACACCGGGGUUACUCUUAGCAAUGACUCGGGAAGCAGAAGCCGCAAUUUUAGACAAAUUCCAAGCUGACGUCGCUAGUAAACAGCAAGAGAAAGAACAUCAAAAGCAGCUGGAACGUGAACGCAAGGAACAGCGGAAGGCAGAACGUGGGGAACUGAGGACUGAGCAAGAGCAGGUAAAGGAAACCAAGGAGAUAAAACCAGGGAAAAGGCAACAACUUCUCGUUCCUAUCCCGCCCAAACUCAAAGAGCAGCGCGUGCAGCAACAUGAGUCCUCAGUAACCGUAGGUGCCCUCACCGCCUUUAAACAUAAUGAAGGUCUCAUUCGUGCGGCGCAUAGCAUGAAUCAUGACGUUUCACACGCUGAACCCAGUUAUUCAGUGAGACGUGAAGUCUAUCACCGGGAAAGCAGAUCAAUCUACUUUAUUUUGGCAUUUGCUGCUAUUGCAAUAAUGGCUGCUACAAUUGUUGGAUUUGCAGUAUUUAAACAUCGCAAUUCAAGAAGUCCUCAUAGUCAGGGUUUCAUCGAGGUUGACCAGGCAGCGACGCCAGAGGAGCGACAUGUAGUUAAUAUGCAGAUUAACGGCUACGAAAAUCCUACCUACAAAUACUUCGAAGUCAAGGAAUAGAUGCGCGACGAAUUUAAUCUAUCCGUGCAGCGCAAAGAACUCCAUCGUCAGAACAUUCGUGCACGCCGCUUUGACUUUUUUUCUUUUU